This is a messenger RNA of Annulohypoxylon maeteangense, 1371 nucleotides long. RefSeq lists its product as uncharacterized. Bases 87 to 1079 code for a protein of 330 amino acids. The record is from RefSeq and is a predicted model, not a curated record. The transcript has 3 exons. Lineage: Eukaryota; Fungi; Ascomycota; Sordariomycetes; Xylariales; Hypoxylaceae.
UCCUUCUGCCCUUGCUCUAUACCGAUUGUUUUCCCCACUCCCAACGCUAGAGCACACGCUAAAGUGUCUGCCCGCGUGGGGAAAAGAUGGAAAUCGACAAGCGUGAAGCGAUCACGGCUUCUAACCUUGGUCCGGUAGUCAGCUUGCUGACCUGGAUCAUGGAAGCUGCGGUUGUCAUCGCCGUCGGUGUCAAGUUUACUUUGUCGUCUAUUAUACCUGGAAGGCGAAACAGGGAAGAUGCCGUACUGUUUUUUGCUACGGUCUUCAGCAUUGGCUUCACAGUCUCGAUGUCCGUUGCUGUACCUAACGGAAUAGGGAGGCAUCAGGACACAUUGUCGACAAAUCAGCUAGAGACCUUGCAAAAAGGAGUUUAUUCUGCGAAUAUUCUGCUUGUUCUGGUCUCGAGCUCUGUGCAAGCCUCGGUUCUCAUCUUUUUCCACGAGAUCACCCCGGACUUUUUCCACCUGAGAUUUAUCUAUGCCUUGGCGGUCUUGAUGACCCUAUUUUGCAUCUCGUCUUUCUUCGUCGCCGCCUUCCCUUGUGCCUCGCCCUCUGUGUGGGGGAUCUUGGGGACUCAAUGCAUCGACCAACUCUCUUUUUGGGAGGUAUUCGCCGCAGUGAAUAUCGUGAUUGAAGGCGCUCUGAUUCUCUUUCCUGUCCUCGUAGUCUAUCCCCUGACGAUGAAAAAAAGACGCAAGGCCAUAGUGAUCAGCUGCUUCGCCGUUCGUAUCAUAGUCAUCGGAGCUUUCGUGGCACAGUUCUACGAAGCCCAAAUCUUAAAGUCGCACAUUGUUGACCGGACUUUUCACAUUUGGAAAUACCUCCUGACCACGGUAUUUGUUCAGGCGCUCAGCAUCAUCACAGUGUGCAUCCCCUACAUUAGAAACUUGCUUCUGGGUAUGGAAUCAGGCAUGAUACAGACAGGCCAUUUCAGAUUACCCAGUAGGCAAGGCAUCGACACCGAGAUUUCCCUUCGACGUAUCACAGUCGACGAGACGAGUACCAACUUAUCUGGUAGCGCAGACCCAAAACUCGAAGAAUCCACUAUCAGCCACGGGAAGAAGGAUGGUCGCAUAUGAAGGAGAUAAUACCCGAGACACGAGUUCGUUCGGAGGAUUUACUGUAGCUCGGGCGAUUAGUAUAGGGCUGGCAUUUCCUACCCGCCUAAAUGUCUCUAAUGAGAAAGAGUCGCAAGAGGCGAUAGAAAUUAGAGAAUAAUUCUAAGAAGUUAAAGUACUUACCAAGAUCUCAAUGUUAAUAAGAUAUAUAGGUAGAUCCUAGGUAAAAUCCUUUCUAAUCGAAAGUAGACCGCCAAUCCUGCCCAUAUCAAUCAGGAGGCGGCAAACUUUUGGUGUCGUACUAAUAUCGCUA